UCAUCUUCCUCUCCGUGCAUCUUUCAGCACCCACCUGCCUUCCCCUGCCCCUUAUGUGGAGCGAUACUGUCCUUGGAAGCGUCACUGGAAGAGGAAGAGAAAGAUCAGUGAAAUCAGAUGAGUUGCAAACAAUCAAGAAGGAAUUAACCCAAAUCAAAACAAAAAUUGACUCCUUGCUAGGGAGACUGGAAAAGAUUGAAAAGCAGCAAAAAGCUGAAGCAGAAGCUCAAAAGAAACAAAUGGAAGAUAAUGCUGAUUUGAUUCAAGAGGAAUGCAUAUCAGAGAAUGCAGAUAACUCUACAGAAGAGCCAAUUGAAGGAGGGCCAGAUGCAGAUGGGGAUGGAGAAGAGAUGACUGAUGGGAUAGAGGAGGAUUUUGAUGAGGAUGGCAGCAAUGAGCUGUUUCUACAGAUCAAGUGAUGAGAUGUCCUGUGUGAACCCCCUGAAGGCUGAGAAGAGAAACUCUGACUUCCCCACAGAAAAUUGUGAACUGCAGUUUCUUACUGGC
This is a messenger RNA of Fulmarus glacialis (Northern fulmar), 507 nucleotides long. RefSeq names its product RNA-binding Raly-like protein. Gene Ontology annotation, molecular function: RNA binding. Bases 54 to 419 code for a protein of 121 amino acids. The transcript is spliced from 4 exons. The record is from RefSeq and is a predicted model, not a curated record. Gene Ontology annotation, cellular component: nucleus. NCBI's taxonomy places the organism in Eukaryota, Metazoa, Chordata, Aves, Procellariiformes, Procellariidae.